AUGACCUCCAAGUUAUCCGCCAUGUUGCUCCCUGGAGAUGACCCAAAGAAAGAUUCAGCUGACUCGGGCAAUCUAGAAUCAAACGCUGGACCCGAGCAAAAUACUGUACCGAGAGACGAAGCACAGGGCAAUGUCCGAUUUGCUUCACAAGACGAAGAGAUAGACCCUAAAGAUGCGACGGGACAGUCUGCCAGAGCAGCAGAUGAGGAUGACGAAGACCUCAGUCCUGAGGCACAUGAGCAGAUAAGGAAUCUGGCUAUAUCUCUGCAGAAAUCACGGGUGCAAGAAAGUCGGAUGGCCAACUUUGCCUAUGAGACGGUGUCGAUGCCAGCCUCGCGCGUCCCAUCACGAGAGAGCGAAACCCCCGGAACGCCACGAGGGUCCAGUCGACAUGGUCAAGGAUCAAUAUCCUCAGCCUUCCAAUCCCCACCACUGACACCACAUGGUUCAAAAGACGGCAGAAGCGACAGCAUCGUCAAGGCCCAACAAGGACAAAAUGCAAUAACACCACAGACUUCACCUCCGCCGGAUGCACAAGGCUAUCACGUCUCUCAACCAUCCUCCAGCGAAAAGCACGAUCUAGGCCCUAGGCAUGUUCCCAAGUUCGAGAUUGGCCCAUCUGAGUCUGCAAGCCCAACGGAGCAGAGCCCCGUAGGCACGCCAAAGCUCCGACCUUCCUCACCCCAGCCUGGCAAACUCCCUCAAUCUAGAGCAAGUCAAUCUCAGGAAAAGGCUGAACCGCGCCACUUCGGAAGUACAGGGAAAGGCUCGCUCGCACCUGCAAUUGCAGCUGCAGCGGAGCGGAUACCGAGGCACGGAAGUAGUAGCGAUAUUUCAGGCUCCGAGAAGCGGUCUUCGAUAUUCGGUAGCAAGAAAGAUCCAUAUUCCCACAUUAGCGAAAGCUCAGACAAAGGCGGACUAGAUGGGAAGAAACAUGGUUCAAUGUCCGAAUUGAAGAGAUUCUUCAGACUCGGUGGGCAUGGUCACAAGAACAAACAUCAAACUCAGCAAGACUCGCCAGCAUCCUCAGUUCCUGCAUCACGGAAAUCUACAAAGUCCGGAACGAGAACUCCUCCACAUCAAGCCCCUCCUUCGAGCGUGCCAUUUGCCGACGAUCACAGUCUCGAGGCCAAGUAUGGCAAGUUCGGCAAGGUACUCGGCUCAGGAGCGGGUGGUUCUGUGAGACUGCUCAAACGAAGCAGUGAUGGCGUCACUUUUGCUGUCAAGCAAUUCAGAGACAGGCAUUCUUGGGAAAGCGAGAAAGACUACAACAAGAAGGUAACCGCCGAGUUCUGUAUUGGAUCUACGCUACACCAUGGCAAUAUUAUCGAAACCAUGGAUAUCAUCCAGGAAAACAGCCGUUGGUACGAGGUGAUGGAGUACGCACCAUAUGACCUAUUCGCUAUUGUUAUGACGGGCAAAAUGUCACGGGAAGAGAUCGCGUGCGCUUUUCUGCAGAUUGUGAAUGGUGUGAGCUAUCUACACAGCAUGGGUUUGGCACACCGAGAUUUGAAGCUGGAUAAUGUGGUGGUCAGCGAGCAUGGCAUCAUGAAACUGAUCGACUUUGGAAGUGCUACGGUAUUUCGAUAUCCAUUCGAAAACGAGAUCGUCCUGGCAUCAGGAAUUGUCGGCUCAGAUCCGUACCUUGCGCCUGAGGUGUACGAGGAGAAGAAGUACGAUCCAACUGCCACCGACAUCUGGUCUCUGGCGAUCAUUUUUUGUUGCAUGACACUCCGCAGAUUCCCUUGGAAACAGCCUCGGCUUGUCGACAAUUCAUACAAGCUGUUCGUCUCGCCGCCGACACCAGGAACUCCUGUCCCGGACUCACAUCCUCGCAAACGGUCGCAUCUUGGCUUCGAAGACGAAAGUUCGUCUCGACGUCCAUCAGAGGCUGGCAGCAUUCAUUCACACCAUCACCAUAGUUCUGAAAAUGUCGAGAAUGAGCAGAGGCCAGGAACUUCAGGUGGGGAUAAGCAAGAGGUCAUCAAAGGUCCCUGGCGGCUGCUUCGCAUUCUACCAAGAGAAAGCCGCCACAUCAUUGGACGUAUGCUCAAGGUUGACCCCGCAGAGCGUGCCACCAUGGACGAAAUACUUGAGGACGACUGGGUAUUGGGCUCGAAAGUGUGUUAUCAAGAAGAAAACGGCGUGGUCCAUCGCGCUGAAGGACAUACGCAUGUCCUGGAAGCGGGUUCAGGGGGUCCUCCACCUGCAAAGGUAUAGGCAAACCUUUCAGACUGGCUCUUGACGACCAGACGGAGAUCCAUGGGCUUCGUGAAGGACCUCUUCAAACCCAGUGGGUGAUGCUACGGGACGACGAGCUGGGUUGCAGCU
Messenger RNA from Exophiala viscosa, 2331 nucleotides. RefSeq names its product protein kinase. Gene Ontology annotation, cellular component: cytosol. The transcript has 4 exons. The coding region runs from base 1 to 2220 and encodes 739 amino acids. Gene Ontology annotation, molecular function: protein serine/threonine kinase activity; ATP binding. The record is from RefSeq and is a predicted model, not a curated record. NCBI's taxonomy places the organism in Eukaryota, Fungi, Ascomycota, Eurotiomycetes, Chaetothyriales, Herpotrichiellaceae. Gene Ontology annotation, biological process: protein phosphorylation; intracellular signal transduction.